Messenger RNA from Octopus sinensis (East Asian common octopus), 739 nucleotides. Its product is annotated as NADH dehydrogenase [ubiquinone] 1 alpha subcomplex subunit 8. Bases 79 to 588 code for a protein of 169 amino acids. The record is from RefSeq and is a predicted model, not a curated record. The transcript has 3 exons. NCBI's taxonomy places the organism in Eukaryota, Metazoa, Mollusca, Cephalopoda, Octopoda, Octopodidae. Gene Ontology annotation, biological process: mitochondrial electron transport, NADH to ubiquinone.
GCGGCCUUAACUCACUUUCGUAAGCGGCCAGCUAUAGUGAGUGUGUUUUGGUUGAGUUUUUCCCGACCAAGGACAAACAUGCCGUUUCGAGAAGAAGACUGGCUUCCCAGUCACGAAGAGCUAGAUGUACCAGAAUUGCAACUCACUUCAUCCGUACUACGAGCUGGUUCAUUGUAUUAUGGUAAAUACUGUGACUACCAGUGCAAAGAAUUCAUGCUGUGUAGAGAUGAGACAAAUGACCCUAGGCGUUGUUUAAAUGAAGGCAAAGAAGUUACACGUUGUGGUUUUGAGUUCUUUAGUAAAGUGAAAACUCAUUGCCCUGAUCAGUUUUAUGAUUACUGGCAGUGUGUUGAUCAUUCAGGAAAUGACAUGAACUUUCAGAACUGUCGCAAGACACAGAACGUGUUUGAUGAAUGCGUCAAAGAGAAACUAGGAAUUGAACGCCCUUAUGUUGGUUACUUCUCUAAAAUUCGCCUGCAUGACACACAGCGUCCGAGGUUUCAACUGCCACCACACAAGUUACCAGAGAAAAUUCCUGAACCUCCAAACACUGACACUGCACCUCUACCUAACAGAAUUUUAGAUUAACCCUGGCCAAUCACUAGAUAUUUAAACUUAUUACUUUGGAAAUCAGAAUAUACCAAGGUUGUACUUUUAGAAGCAGAUUUUUUAGUCUGUCCGUCAGGCUUUAAAACCUUGUAUUUCUUCUGCUACAAUAAACAAACAUUUCCAUAUUUUA